AUGGGUCCGGAAAUGGCGUCCGAGAAUUUUGGCACUGGCUACAACGAGGCGAGACGCACAAGUGGAAUUCAUUUUGGAGAUUUGCCGAAGAAUCGCGUUUUCUUCGAUCGGCAUUUUAUGCGCACGACGAAGAAUCUCUUUGACGUUUUUGUUAGCCAAUCAACAAGCGGCGACACAGCAUGUCUUGAUCAAGCAGCCGUUUGGUGUCUUGCUACGAGAAGUCCCUAUUUUCGCAUCAAUCCGCCAAAUAUUAAUCGUCUUUCAUUGACAUGUACUGAUGCAGAGAAAGUCGCCGAUUUUCUGUGGGGAGUCAUGGUUUAUCUCCGCACGACGGCUCGCCAUGAUCUCGAUCAACUCGCCAGUUUCAUCAAAAGGUUGAAAUCU
Messenger RNA from Mesorhabditis belari, 384 nucleotides. The record is from the annotation of a GenBank genome assembly. NCBI's taxonomy places the organism in Eukaryota, Metazoa, Nematoda, Chromadorea, Rhabditida, Rhabditidae.